UGAAUCUUAAACACCGACGGUAUGGAAAAUUUAAUUUUUCCAUCUUAUUACACUUGAUAUCAAAUAGAGGGCAACACUACUAGAGAGCAGAACCACAACCUAUUGGCAUAAUAUUUCAAUUCACAUUCGCAGAUAUCGAUAUAAUUCUUUAAUAUGGACAAACAAUAUUUAAACCGUAAAUGCUGUGUGGUUGGAUGUACAAGUAAUUACCAGAACCUGGAUGAUAUGAAGUACUACUGUUUCCCAGGACGCUCGUGGGAAAAAGAGCGAAAAUUUACAUGGAUUGCCAAUGUGCGAGAAAAUAUCAAUCAAGAUGAUUCCUGGAUGCCAACAAAAAACUCCCGAAUCUGCAACUUACAUUUCGUCGGCGGUGAAAGAUCAAAUGAUCCACGAAAGGAAGGAUACAACCCAACAGUUUUUCCAUCAAGAAAAGUACGCGCAGUCCACUCUACGUCGGAAGAUAGUUCACUUCCACUACCAAAGAAAAGGAAAAUUACGGAAAAUUCCUCGGAACAAGCAAACGAAAUCGAGUUCGAAAUUGAAUACCUCAGUAAUUCUUCAAAUGACGAAGUUUCCGAAAUUUCUUUUCCGCAUGACCCAUUAGAAAAUGUGGCCUCGACUCAAAUACCAGUUGAAAAAAAACAAACUUGUGAACAAUCGACUCAGACUUCUGAUGAUUCUCCUGCAAGUGACCACGAUUACAGUUUAUCAAAUGACAAAAAUGAUGCCAGCUUUUUGACACUCGAGGACAUGAAAGACAACGGAGCAAUGAAACAAUUCGGAGGUGUCACGUCAUCAUUUUUCCAAGUUCUGCUGAACGAUAUUAAGGCGAAUAACAGUAAUGGAAAGUUUAUAAAGAAAGUCUUGAGUGAAAAUCGACUAUUAUUGUUUCUUAUGAGGAUAAAACUGGGGCUGAAUUUUAGAGCGCUCGGGCGGAUUUUCAAAAUCGCUAAUAGAACGACGUCUAGAAUUUUCCACAGCAUUUUAGAGACAUUACUUCCGAGAGCCAAGAAAUUUGUUGAUUGGCCCAACGAAGAAAGAAUGAAGCUGACCAUGUCUCCCGUCUUUAAUCUGCGUCUAAACUGCCGAGUGGUAAUCGAUUUUCUCGAGUAUCGACUGUACACAACUCCGUCGAUUGAACAGCGCGCACUCAGACAUUCCAGUUACGAGGAUUAUUCCGUAGUUAAAUUUUUAGUAGGCAUUGGAACCAAUGGCCAGAUAAUAUUUUUAUCUCAUAGUUAUGACGUUCAAGCCUCUAAUUCUUACAUCGUUGAAGACUGUGGACUUUUAAAUUUUUUAAAAGCUGGGGAUGAAGUUAUUACUCUGAAAGAGUUGCCUGGAAUACAGCCUACAGAAGACCUAAAAAAAAUUAAGUUUACAUUUAUUGCCCUUGACAGAAAUUGUUCAGCGGACGGUAGUAAAAAAAUUGAUUCCUAUACAGAGCUGAUAUUGAUAUUUAUUGACAGAAUAUUGACUAAAAUAAAACAAUAUCAUAUCAUGGAUCACUUGGACACUAAAUCAUUUUCAGAUGUAGAUCAGAUAAUGCUGAUAGUUUGUUUACUUGUAAAUAAAAUUGAAUGAAAAUGAACCAAUUUCGUAUUUUGACUGAAUCUCCGGAUAAAUAAAACUCUGAAUCUAUUGGAUAAUUUUAAUUCUUUGGGGUUUUUAUUAUUCUUUGAGAGUUUGGAGUCUAGAAAAUAUUCGUUCUAGAAAAUAUUCGUUUUAAGAAGAUAAUUUAAAAAUAAUUAUUUUGUUUAUAACUUUAGUCACUGUAUAGAUUCCUAAUUUUAAAAAAUAUGAGUGAUAUUUUUUAUAAAUAAUUUCUAACUGAGUCCAAGAGCUGUGGGGUUGUCUUUAUUCAAAGUCAUGU
Messenger RNA from Microplitis mediator, 1870 nucleotides. RefSeq lists its product as uncharacterized. NCBI's taxonomy places the organism in Eukaryota, Metazoa, Arthropoda, Insecta, Hymenoptera, Braconidae. The transcript is spliced from 3 exons. The coding region runs from base 154 to 1581 and encodes 475 amino acids. The record is from RefSeq and is a predicted model, not a curated record.